Molecule: messenger RNA, 1290 nt
Organism: Homarus americanus (American lobster)
Lineage: Eukaryota; Metazoa; Arthropoda; Malacostraca; Decapoda; Nephropidae
Exons: 3
Coding region: 1-528 (175 amino acids)
Molecular function (GO): hydrolase activity; metal ion binding; nucleic acid binding
Source: RefSeq, a predicted model, not a curated record
AUGUUAUGCUGCAGGAACCACAGCACUAAGCUGCAGGGACCAGCACUACCUGAGACAGUUGCAAGAGCACGGAAACACAGCAGGCAAAGCAUUCCACUGGCUGUGGGGAGCACAGAAGGAGGUACUGCAUGGGGUGUAGAGCAGGACGUGAGGAAGCGGAAUACCGAGCUGGAAGUGUGGACGGGCACUUACGGGGUACUGGAGCGACCCCAACCAAUGUUCCUCAACAAAAAUACUGUACCCGUGCCCGCCUACAUAUGGAAGAUGAUCUAUGACCGUGAAAAAAAAUCUACUGAUAUCAUAGUCUUGGUCAACGACAUUACUGGAAAUGGAACUCUUAAAGGAGCAAAACUGAAUGCCGCCCCAUUUUGUACUGACAAGAAUGAAAACUGUGCAUGUUUUCCAUGUCCAAUACGGAAUGUAAGAGAAGAACAAAUAUUCUGUUGCGACGCCAAUGUCCUCAGAAAUACCAUCAAGUAUCUACCUACAGUCCCUGCCAUUCCUAAAGAUGGCUUAAGGAGUUAUUAACUAAAUCAACACACCACACUAUACAGUACGGUACACUAAAUGUCGUAUGUGCUUUCAUUCCCUUUUACUUCCCCCCAGUCACCCAAAAUGGGGAACAGAACACCGGUGAGUCUGUUUGUCUGAAACAAAAGUAUAUAAAACACUUAUCCUCCAGUUUCAGAGCAUGGUUUAAAUAGAUAUAUCUAUGUAUGUAUAUGGCACCACUGUGCCGACCCGAUGAGCUUAUCAUACACACUUUCCUUCAUAUUUAUUUUGUGUGGCUCUUUGACGUUGUUCUGUGAAAUUUCAGUGGAACUUCACUAUUAAGUUUAUUAACUUUGUAAUUUGUUAUAAGAUUCUAUAAGACAUGCCGCCCGACCUGCCGGUUAGUAAGCUGACAAUUGGUGAGGAGAAUAAAGGCAAGAAAGAAUAAACCCAGCUUAAUACAAAUGGUGGAUGUUCACUUCAUUGGUGUCAUGAGGUAUACUGACAACUUGGUUCCAAUCAGGACUAACGGGAUUUCCGACUCUUGUUUACCGAACACACUGAUUGGUUCAACUGCUCGCGUUGUGAUUGGUUGCGAGAACGUGAGUCCAUGACGUAAUAUUACGAUUUUCUAUAAUAGAAUGUGUGGUGAGGGGUAACGAAGAUCCCAGUUACAGUAAUUAUAUUAGAGUAGUCCUCAUACUCAGUGAAUUUCAUUGUUCCUGUCAUUAAUUUUAUAAAUUUCUGAACAAUAAACACCAUUCAGAGUGUUACAUUAGAUUUUUUUUUUGUUUUCUU